Molecule: messenger RNA, 1037 nt
Organism: Lobosporangium transversale
Lineage: Eukaryota; Fungi; Mortierellomycota; Mortierellomycetes; Mortierellales; Mortierellaceae
Exons: 8
Coding region: 76-909 (277 amino acids)
Source: RefSeq, a predicted model, not a curated record
UUUUUUUUUUUUAAUAAUAAUAAAAAAACAGUAAUUUCAUUAAUAAAAAAGCCUCACAUUGUUUUUUUUUCCACGAUGGCUACAGUACACAAAGGACGAGAGUCAUUGACACAAUCAGAAACAGCUAGACUGUCAACAUUUCUUUCGGAAUGUCUACUUGUAGGAACUCUAAAGGGAUUUUACUAUUUUGAAGUAUAUCUGCGUGGACGUGAGGAACUUCUCCUUCAUGUUUAUAACGAUAUCAAACCCCCUUCCAAUGGCUCCAUCACUCAACCCAAUUCUAUGUCUCUUGCAAAAUCAAGGCCAACCAACAUCUUAUCCACAAGGACAUUGCGUUCACUGAAACUCAGCACUCCAAGACCGACCCCACCACCACUCAGCCCAAUUGAUUCCGAGCUCGAGAAGGAUGAGUCGCGUGCAACGUUUCUCAUUGCAGGUUAUCCUCGGUAUAAGUGUCCUUAUGUCUGGCUUCGAUCGGAUCAUAAGCGACUCCUUCAGACAAACAGCGACCAGAAAGUGGAGGCGAACGAUCCAUUGAAACUUACAACAAUCUCAGCAUGGCGCACUGAUGAUGUGAGGCUUUGGGAUAUUAUGGCAGAAAUUAUUGAACUAACAGUGCCACUUUCGCCUAUCAAUCCGUUCCGGAUCAACAUUGCAUACUUUGAUACACUGCCUCUGGAGGAGUGCGUAGUCGCAACAGGAGCCAUGAUGGAAUUUCUGCAGCGGGUGUACAUGAAAGAUACACCGUAUACUGAUGCAGUUUAUGCGGAUAUUAAGCAUUUACAAAAACUGCAUUUUGCUCUAUACGAUGAGCUUCAUUCAUUCCUCACAGAGCGUCAGGCAGCACAAGCUGGCGCAGGCGGUGGCUUUGGAAACGGGCAGGUAGCAGUGGAAGCAGCAAUGAAUUAGAAGAGUAGGAAAGAAAAAAGAAAGGAAAAAUACAGAGUUAAAGGAAUAUUUAUAGAGAGAGAUAGAGAGAGGAAAAACGGAUUAUGUAAAUCAGCUUUUUGUGGUAGAACAUGACAGGGAAUAUCUCC